AUGGAGAGUUGCGCUAAGCCCAAGUUCAGUGGUACUACAGUGACGUUAGUGUUUUGGUGUUUGGUGAUUUGGUGCUCAUGUUCUGCCCUUGGAGCCAGAUGCAAACCUCGGCGGUACACCCACAAGGCGAUGCAAACCGACCUAAACGGCCGCCGAUGCUGGGAUGACGUCAAAAUAAACGCAUGCUGGGGAUACUGCAUGUCUUACGAGAUUUCAGAUUGGCAGUUUCCUUAUAAGGAGUCCCAUCACCCUGUCUGCGUACACUACGAGAGGAAGCAUGCGUCUGCAAAGCUGAAGAAUUGCGACCCUGGGGUGCAACAGGGCACAGACGUAUAUCAUUACGUCGAAGCUGCCAGCUGCAAGUGCCAGGGAUGUUCAUCUGAAGAUACAAGUUGCGAAUGGCUGCCACCAGAUUCUUCUUUGCUUGGAGGACUUAUUCUGAAAGAAGAGUUGGAAGAAGAAUUGGAAUGA
Messenger RNA from Amyelois transitella, 471 nucleotides. RefSeq names its product glycoprotein hormone beta-5-like (gene GPB5). The coding region runs from base 1 to 471 and encodes 156 amino acids. Lineage: Eukaryota; Metazoa; Arthropoda; Insecta; Lepidoptera; Pyralidae. Gene Ontology annotation, cellular component: cytoplasm; extracellular region. The transcript is spliced from 3 exons. Gene Ontology annotation, biological process: G protein-coupled receptor signaling pathway. The record is from RefSeq and is a predicted model, not a curated record. Gene Ontology annotation, molecular function: hormone activity.